Messenger RNA from Rubroshorea leprosula, 2578 nucleotides. The record is from the annotation of a GenBank genome assembly. Lineage: Eukaryota; Viridiplantae; Streptophyta; Magnoliopsida; Malvales; Dipterocarpaceae.
AGGAUUCGGAACAAUAAUAAUGAACCCAAGUACAAGAGGUUUUCAUAACUUGUCCAAAGUGGAAGAGUUGUUUCUGGAUUAUUCUAUCCUCCCAACUAACUUCUUUCACGGCAUUGGAGCAUUGACUUCCCUCAAGGUUUUAUCACUAUACGAUUGCGGACUUACUGGCUCCUUAACAAGCCCAGGCCUCUGUGAAUUGACACAUCUUCAAGAGUUGGACAUUAGCAGCAAUUAUUUAGGGGGACCCUUACCUUCGUGUUUGGCAAAUUUGACUUCUCUCCAGAGUUUAAGCCUUGAUUCAAAUAGAUUUUCUGGAGAUAUAGCUCUAUCACCCCUUAACAAAUUGACAUCCCUUCAUUACCUGUCGCUUUCAAACAAUCACUUUCAAAUUCCCAUCUCUCUUCAACCAUUUUUCAACCAUUCAAAACUCAAGUAUAUUUAUGCUAACAACACUGAAUUUUAUGUAGAUACCAACAUUGAAUCCUUGGAACCAACUUUCCAACUAAAGACCUUAGUUUUGGUUGGUCACGGAGAUUGUGAAGGAAUUCCAAACUUCCUCUACUCUCAACAUGACCUCGAAACUUUAGACCUCUCGCACCUUAACCUAACUGGAAAAUUUCCCAUUUGGUUGUUGGAAAACAACACAAUGUUAAACACACUUUUGCUGGUUAACAAUUCCCUCUCUGGACCAAUUACAUUGCUAGCUCAUUCUCAUAUGAGUUUGGAAGAUCUAGAUAUCUCCAAAAAUUUCUUGGAUGACCAUAUUCCAAUGAAGAUUGGAGCAUCUUUGCCAAGUUUACGAUAUUUAAACAUUUCAAGAAAUUCUCUUACUGGUAGCAUUCCUCCUUCAAUUGGUGAUAUGAAGUUGCUCAUGUCUUUGGACUUAUCUCACAAUAACCUAACUGGUGGAAUACCUAAGAAGUUAACCAUGGGUUGCUCAUCAUUACUGUCCCUUAUUCUAUCAAACAACAAUCUGCAAGGCCAAAUUUUCUCUGAGAAAUUUAGCUUAUUCCAGUUGGAGAAAUUACAGUUGAAUGGCAAUUACUUUUCUGGAAGUAUCCCAAAAUGCUUAUCAAAUUGCUCCAAUUUGUAUUCAAUAGAUUUCAGCAAUAACAAUCUCUCUGGAAGGAUCCCGAGCUGGAUGGGUAAUAUGUCAUACUUGCAAGAAAUUAUCAUACCUAAUAAUGGUCUUGAAGGUCCAAUUCCUAUCAACUUUUGUCACCUUCAAUAUCUUGAAAUUCUAGACCUUUCAAAUAACAAUAUUUCAGGGCGUUUGCCAGCUUGUUUCAGCCCAAGAGAUAUAAAUCAUGUUCAUUUAUCCAAAAACUGGCUAGAAGGGUUGCUAACAACACAAUUUUGUAACAGCUCGUCUCUUGUAACGCUAGAUCUUAGUGACAACCAGCUAAGUGGAAACAUCCCAGAUUGCAUCCAUAUGCUUGGCGAGUUGAGUUAUCUUAUCUUGAAGAACAAUAAUCUUGAAGGUGAGAUCCCAAUUCAGCUAUGCAAGUUGCAAAAAUUGAGCUUGAUUGAUCUAUCUCAAAACCAUCUUAAGGGCCAUAUACCUUCUUGCCUAAAUAUUACCACUUUUGAUGAGGCUAACAAAGUUGGUCCAUCUAUAGCUCAAGCUCCAUCUAUAGCUCAAGCUCCAUCUUAUGCUCAACCUCCAUCUUAUGGUCAACCUCCUGAGCCAAUUUCUACAGAUGAACCAGUGUAUUUCACAACAAAGAAUGUGUCAUAUUCUUACAAGGGAAGACUUCUCACCUACAUGUCUGGAAUAGACCUGUCCUGCAAUAAACUGACCGGUGAAAUUCCUUAUGAAAUUGGGCACCUUAGUAAGAUUCAUGUACUAAACUUGUCUCAUAAUUUCUUGGUUGGUCAAAUUCCAUCUACAUUUUCUAAACUUGAGCAAAUUGAGAGCUUGGAUCUUUCCUACAACAAUUUGAGUGGGAAAAUUCCUCCCCAGCUUGUUCAGCUGCAUUACUUAUCUUCCUUUAGGGUGGCAUACAACAACCUAUCAGGCAAGACACCAAAAAGGGUCGGGCAAUUUGGAACAUUUGAUGAAAGUUGUUACCAGGGUAAUCCUUUGCUUUGUGGGGAACCAAUGAAAAGUUGCUCAGUGUCAAGUCCACCACCGUUGAUCCAAGGAGGUCCAACCCAGGGUAGAGAAGAUGAUGGUUUCAUUGAUAUGGGUGUCUUCUAUGUGAGUUUAGUUGUGUCUUACAUAAUGGUGCUCAUAACUAUAGCUGCAGUUCUCUACAUAAAUCCUUAUUGGAGACGGGCCUGGUUUUAUUACACUGAGAUGUGCUUCAUUUCUAGCUACUAUUUUAUAGUAGAUCAUCUACCCAAGCAAUUUCAUUAAAGAAUGUAGCCAUAUUAUAGGUGUCAUUUUUAAAUAUAUAUGUUCUUAUUGUUUCCUGUUCGGAAUUGCAAUGAGAAGUCAUACAUAUAUGCUCUUUCAAGUAAAACUAGCAAGCAGAGUUUGGGACCGAAUUUGACAUAAGUCAAGUCGUGAGGGAGUAUUGAUUGGAGUAACGACCUGUUCCUAUUGGGUAAUUGAAAAUAAUACUUGAUUGGAGUA